Phycodurus eques (leafy seadragon) is the source of this 2138-nucleotide messenger RNA. It is a transcript of the gene tmem165, whose product is annotated as transmembrane protein 165. The coding region runs from base 198 to 1118 and encodes 306 amino acids. Lineage: Eukaryota; Metazoa; Chordata; Actinopteri; Syngnathiformes; Syngnathidae. The record is from RefSeq and is a predicted model, not a curated record. Gene Ontology annotation, molecular function: calcium ion transmembrane transporter activity; manganese ion transmembrane transporter activity. Gene Ontology annotation, cellular component: Golgi apparatus. The transcript has 6 exons. Gene Ontology annotation, biological process: Golgi calcium ion homeostasis; manganese ion transmembrane transport; calcium ion transmembrane transport.
CUCCAUGCGGCAGUUAGAGGAGAACAACUUCCUCCGACUACAGUCUGUCUGUUUGUGACAUUAGAUGACUCGACGGCUAAGAUGAAGUUGGGUUGUUCGGCUGCCAUCGGCGGGCUCUAGGGACUCGCAGAAGGGUGAAAGUAAAGCGAGAGGGCGGCUAAGAAGCCAUUAAAAAAAGCAUAAGAAUACGAACAAGAAUGCCUGUCAGGGUCGGCGGAGGUGAUGGACGGGCAGCUGGGAGCUUCUUUCUCCCGCUCGCAGCUUCGGUCUUCUUCGUGUUGCUGGUCGAAGUCGCUGCUAUCCCCGAGGAACCAAACUCCGUCAAGGAACAGGCUCCCGUCGAGAAAGCACCCAGUGCCCCUUCCUUGCUGCUAGUGGUGAAGGAAGAUGACUCCGGCAAAGGAAACCUGGGAUUCAUCCACGCCUUCGUUGCCUCCAUCUCUGUCAUCAUCGUGUCCGAGUUGGGCGACAAAACCUUCUUCAUCGCUGCCAUCAUGGCCAUGCGGUACAACCGGCUCACCGUGCUGGCCGGCGCCAUGCUGGCCCUGGGCCUCAUGACAUGCUUGUCAGUGCUGUUCGGCUACGCCACCACUAUCAUCCCCAGACUCUACACCUACUAUGUAUCCACCGGCCUUUUUGCCAUCUUCGGCGUGCGCAUGCUGCGCGAGGGCCUGAAGAUGAGUCCCGAUGAGGGCCAGGAGGAGCUGGAGGAGGUGCAGGCUGAGAUAAAAAAGAAGGACGAAGAGUUACAACGUUCCAAAAUGGGCAACGGCGUGCCAGACGUGGAGGCGGGAUCUGGCUCGUUAUCGCCACCGUCGUCGUCCAGGUGGCACAGCGUCAUCUCGCCCAUCUUCAUCCAAGCGCUGACCCUCACCUUCCUCGCAGAGUGGGGAGACCGCUCCCAGCUCACCACCAUCAUCCUGGCUGCCCGUGAGGAUCCGUUUGGUGUGGCUGUGGGCGGCACGCUGGGACACUGCUUGUGUACGGGCCUGGCCGUGAUUGGAGGCCGGAUGAUUGCCCAGAAAAUAUCCGUCAGAACAGUCACAAUCAUUGGCGGAAUCGUCUUCCUGGCGUUUGCCCUCUCCGCCCUCUUCAUCAAGCCUGAUGGUGGACUGUGAGAGUGUCGCUGAAGGACUCUUUUGAGUGUACAUACUGUAUUUGAUAGUCGCUGUAAGAGAUUGUACCAUGUUGGCUGCGUGUCGGUAAGCCCAGGGUCUCCUCCACUGCAGCCUGUCUAGCUCCAAGGCAUUAUGGUAGGUGUAGUUUGAAGACGACAAGGAUGUUACUGAACUUGAAGAUGCACAGUUAUUUCCUCACAACCUUUUAUUUUGAAUUGAUUUUCUUUUUUUAAAAUGUGUUACUCAACAUGCGGCAAUUGCUUCUUUGGUGAUCUUUUAAUUCAGGAAUACAUGUAAUCCAUUUCCUUUAUUGAUACUGUAUGUUGUUCUUUUUUCUUUUUUUUUUUUUCUGAUGUAUUGGGGUGCAAAGCCUUUAUGGUCGCUGUCACUCCACAAUGUAUUUUCUCUACAAUCUAUUUAUUUAGUUUCAUGUUCCAGAAAUAGGUGGCCAGGAAAUAUUUUUGUAAAUGUUUGACAAGUCUGGUGUGAACUAUGUAAUACGCCGCAAUAAAUUAAGCAUUCGAUUGAAUGCCUUUUAAAAUCGAAUUGCUCAUUAAAAAAAGUUUUCCUCUGAGUGAGCCAAAGAAAUUGUUACACUUUGACCUGACAAAAUCACCACCCCAACUAGAAAUUCUGUAGAAAUUGCGUGUGGAUGCCUAAGAGCUGUCUCCAUUAUUUUGAAAUGUUAUCAUGGGAAAUUGAAUUUGAAAAUUGAAAAAUAAUAACAGUACUAAUAAUAAUAAGAAGAAGAAUAAUUAUAAAGUGGCGUAUUAGUAGUUGACUAUUUAAAAGUUAGAAUGGUAUGAAUCUCUUGAGAAAUUGUGAUUCGUGUCCAUGUGGGAAUAACUAUGGUACUCUUUAAAAAGUAUAAAUUUGGGUCAUUAAGAUGGUUUGACUCAGUUGAGAAAUGUGUAAUGUAAUUUGGUAAAUUUUUAAUGGAAGCUAUUGAAUUCCUCAAAAAUGUUUUUUUAAAAGGAAGAUUAGAAAUGGUAAAAAGAAAAUGGUGAUUUUUUUUUUUAU